This is a messenger RNA of Condylura cristata (star-nosed mole), 1868 nucleotides long. It is a transcript of the gene C2CD2, whose product is annotated as C2 calcium-dependent domain containing 2. NCBI's taxonomy places the organism in Eukaryota, Metazoa, Chordata, Mammalia, Eulipotyphla, Talpidae. The record is from RefSeq and is a predicted model, not a curated record. The coding region runs from base 63 to 1574 and encodes 503 amino acids. The transcript has 9 exons.
UCCAGCGCUGGCCGCGGACCGUGCCGGGAGGUGGCGCGCGGCGCCGGGAAUGCACCAUCACCAUGCCGCGCCUGGGCUCGUGGCUCGGAGAGGUGCAGUGGCUGGUCUUGGUGUCUCUCUUCGUCGUGGCCCUGGGCACGGUGGGCCUGUACCUGGCGCAGUGGGCGCUGGCCCGGGCGCGACCCCGGACCCCGCGGCGAGCCGAGGAGCCCGCUGCGGGGCGCCGCCCUGAGUCCGAUGCUUUGCUCGCCUGGAUCCUGACGCUGCACGGCUGGCGGAGCCAGUGGCAGGCCGCCUGGGUGACCGCCCUGAACCAGGAGGCCCGGCGCAAGGGGGGCCCUCUGCGCCUCUCCUUCCUGGAGGACCCCCUGCAGCAGCCCCUGCAGCUGGCCGUGCAGCGUGUGUCCAGCGCAGCCAGGUCGGCCCAAGAGAAGGCAGGUGCGUCCUCGCCACGGGACCUGCUGGGGGCCCGAGGUGCCCAGGGCCAGCGGGCGGCGGUGGCCACUGCCUCACACCCACAGGCCGGCUCGGAGCGCUCGCGCCCCGCGGCCUUCCUGGGGGCCCAGGGACGAAGCCAGCGUGCGGACGCCGCCUCCCUGUGGGCUGGCCCCGGCGCCGGCCCGCCUCUCCGGAAGCUCGGCGCACAGCGCGCCGAGACCAGGGCCAACCGGUGCCUCUGUUCAAUUUCAGGCAGCUCUAACCCUCUGUGCACAGUUCGGCUGAACGAGCCCGAGCAGAAGUUCUCCAGCGCCCUCCUGAGAGACACGGCCGACCUCAUUUGGGACGAGGAGUUCAGCUUCGAUCUGAACGCCAAGUCCAAGGAGCUGAGACUGCAGGUCGCAGCGGCUGGGGGCGCCUCGGAAGCGCUGCUGGCGACGGCGACCGUCCCUCUGGACUUGUUUCGGAAGCAGCCGGCGGGGCGGCAGAGCUUCACGCUGACCAGCGGGGCCUCGCUGGACCGCUCGGUGUUGGGCUGGGUCUCCGCGGAGUUUUCUUACACAGAACCCGGUGAGGCCAAGUCCCGGCAAACCCCCCCGCCUGUGCCUGCCACAAAGAUAGAAAAGGACCGCACCGUGAUGCCCUGUGGCACCGUGGUCACCACCGUGACGGCCGUGAAGACCAAGCCCCGCUUCGACGCCGGGAGGGCAUCCCCGCUGGGCUCGGAGUCUCCCCUGAGGACGCCCGUCAAGGUGCAGGUGAUCGAGAAGGACAUCUCGGUGCGCGCUGUCGCCUGCCGCGGCGCCCCGGUCAGCAAGACGCUGUCCUCUUCCGAUACAGAGCUGCUGGUGUUGAACGGCUCCGACCCCGUGGCCGAAGCGGCCAUCCGGCAGCUCAGCGAGUCUUCCAAGAUGAAGCUCAAGUCCCCGCGGAAGAAGAGCACCAUCAUCAUCUCGGGGAUCUCCAAGGUGUGGCCAGCGGGGUGCUGCCUCGCCCCCCCCGGCCCCCCGCAAGGGGGACUCAGUCUGAGCCCUUGGUCAGCAUCCAGGAGGUUCCACUCACAAGUGUCCUGUUUCACGCUUCACCCGGUGGGGGUUAUGGAGGGGGUGUCUGGCCAGGGAGGCUGUGCGUGCUGAGAGGCGGGCAGCUCACGUGCUUGGGGUGGCCGGCGGGCAGGAGGGCAGCGGGUGACCUCCGUUCCUAUCCUCCGCCCCCAGCCCGUCUCCACUGGUCGCAGCCAGGGCUUGGCCUUCACCCAGGCAGAGAGCGAGGGGGCGUGUCCAGCAGGUGGCCGCUGUGGGCUCUCCUCAGGCUGGGACACCCAGGGCGAGGGCCGCACAUGGCCCUUACUGUGAACAUUCCGGGGCUCACAGGCAAACGUGAGGGGGAGGCCGUUGGGGGUGGCGGCGGGUGUGGGGGACAGCCUGGGC